Molecule: messenger RNA, 1968 nt
Organism: Striga asiatica
Lineage: Eukaryota; Viridiplantae; Streptophyta; Magnoliopsida; Lamiales; Orobanchaceae
Source: the annotation of a GenBank genome assembly
AUGCUUCAGCAUUGUGAUAAGCCUUUUUGUGCUGAUGAAAAACAAAAAUUGAACUACCCCUUAACCUGCUGGUGGCAUAUACAUGCACUUGUCCCAGGUUAUGUUCACCUGCGUAGUAAUGCAGCAGUUGAUGAUGAGUUGAUUGAAAGAUUUGAACGAAAACUUGAGCACAUUCAUGACGAUAAUGCUUCAACACCAACUGCUGCUCCAAGAGCACAUGGUUUCACUUUCACAGAUCAAGAUGAUGAGACAGAGGUAGAAUUGGUAAGAAAACAGAUGAGCGGAGAAGAAAAAUCAAUCGACGCAAGCAGAACCGCUCGUUUUGUAUGGAAAGAAAGUUUACGGGGCUUGAAAGAUGCUAACAAGGUUCAUCAUCACAAAAAGGGAACAAUGAGACUCGUUUCAGAUGGUAGUCGAAUUCAGCAUUUGGAACGUAGAAUAAGAGUUCUUGAAGGUGAACUCAUGGAGGCAGCUGCCAUAGAGUUCAGCCUUUACUCUGUGGCUGCAGAACAUGGAAGUUCCAUGAGUAAAGUCCAUGCUCCAGCUAGACGCCUCUCAAGGCUCUAUUUCACUACUGCUAACCAACACAACUCCAUAUCUGCAGCUAAAAGUAUUGCCCUCGUUCAAUUCUCCGGGCUUCUCACUAUUUGUAGGCCCUCGUCCAAUUGUUUGCACAGCCCGAGUCCGAUUUUUCAGUCGCUUUCAGUCCGGGAAUUCGGCCCUCGUUUUCCGUCGCUUCUCAGCGGAUUAACUUUCUGGCUUUCAAACUCAAUGGUGCUAAGAGUUAUUGUGAACCGCUCUUCUGAGGACAGUCUUAAAUCAACGGUGGGUGCAAGGAAUGGAAAGAAAGAAUGUUCAUCGCCUCUUAAACGGGAGUCCAAGAGUAGCAGAGACCCUCCGAGGCUCAGUGACAGGGAUGACCCUCAAAUGUUUGCAGCUUCACUUGAAAGUUUCGAAGUGUGGAUAUCUUCCCGAAUCAUCGAGUCUUUGUGGUGGCAGAUUUUUACUCCGCAUAUGCAGUCUGGUGCUGCUAAAGCAAUUCGUGUGAGUAUGGAUUCUCAUUCACGCAAGUUAUGCAAAAGGACAUCGUCUUGUUCAGUCGAUCAUCAGCAAGGAAAUUUUUCUGUGCAACUCUGGAAAAAGGCUUUCCAGGAUGCAUGUGAAAGAUUAUGCACUGCUCGAGCUGAAGGGCACGAUUGUGGCUGUUUACCUGUGAUCUCUAAACUGAUAAUGGAGCAGCUGAUUGGUAGGCUAGACGUGGCUAUGUUUAACGCAAUCCUUCGAGAAUCGGCUGAUGAAAUUCCGACAGAUCCUGUGGCAGACCCUAUUAGUGAUGCACAGGUUCUUCCUAUUCCAGCAGGGAAAGCUAGCUUUGGUGCCGGUGCACAAUUAAAAAAUGCGAUUGGAGAUUGGUCUAGAUGGCUUACAGAUCUCUUCGGCAUGGAUGAUAUGGAUGGUGAUACACCAUCGAAGCCUUUUCGGAUCCUCAAUGCACUGAGUGAUCUUAUGAUGCUUCCAAAGGAUAUGCUGUUAAGGAGAAGUAUCAGAGAAGAGGUUUGUCCUUCAUUUGGGCCUCAGCUGAUACGGAGGAUAGUUAAAUCCUUCGUUCCGGAUGAGUUUUGCUCAGACCCUAUUCCUGGAGCUGUUCUUGAAGCUUUAAAUGCAGAGGAUUCUUUUGGUUCUGAAGAUGAUUCCAUGAUGAGAUUCCCAUGUGCUGCAGCAGCUGCUGUAUACAUGGCACCAUCAGCUUCUGCUUUAGCCACUUCUAUCUUUGGACAAAUCGGCAGCCGUUCUAAGCUGAAAUGUAGCAAAUCCUCAGUUCUUGAGAAAUCACAGACGAGUGAUGAUGAACUUGAUCAACUUAAUUCACCUUUGAAAGAAGUCUUCCGGUCCUUGCCAUUUUCCCGUGGAAAUAAAAAAGCUGAGCGGUAUAAACUCCUUCUGCAAGCAUGGAUGAAUCGUGAGUGA